This is a messenger RNA of Pieris brassicae (large cabbage white), 2123 nucleotides long. RefSeq names its product reticulocalbin-2-like. Gene Ontology annotation, cellular component: endoplasmic reticulum. NCBI's taxonomy places the organism in Eukaryota, Metazoa, Arthropoda, Insecta, Lepidoptera, Pieridae. The record is from RefSeq and is a predicted model, not a curated record. The transcript is spliced from 7 exons. Gene Ontology annotation, molecular function: calcium ion binding. Bases 215 to 1195 code for a protein of 326 amino acids.
UUUGACAAAUGACAACAUCUAAUUCUGAAUAUAGGAAUCAAAAUAUCUGAAACUGAAAUUUUAAACAAAACAAGUGGCUUAUAUGGUUACUUCCAUAUAUGAAACAUAACCCAGCACUUGAUUACAUAUGAAGUAAAAGUAAUAAUGUUUCAACGACAACAGUAACCUAAUAAGCACAAGUGUCUCUUAAUUUAAAGUGAUUUUAUUAACGAAAAUGUAUUAUCAAUACUACGUUUCGUUUGUAUUAUUGUUAACGCCUAAUAUUUUAUUCUGCGCGUCGGCUGCUGUUCACAGCCAUAGUUUAGAUGAUCCAGAGCGAGAAUCUGACGGCGCGUAUCGGCCACGAGAUUCUGAGCACUUUAAUGAUAUAGGACAUAAUGUUGAAUUCGACCAUGAAGCCAUUCUAGGAAGCGUAAAAGAGGCAGAAGAGUUUGAUAAGCUCAGUCCGGAAGAGUCAAAGCGGCGCCUUGGUCUGAUGCUGCCUAAGAUGGACCUUAAUGGAGAUAAGUUUAUUGAUCGAGAUGAACUUAAGAAGUGGAUUUUAAACUCUUUUAUUAAUCUUGCCAGAGAAGAAGCUGAGGAAAGACUAACAGAAGCAGAUGAAGAUGGUGAUGGCCUGGUGACAUGGUCAGAGUACCUUAGAGACUCGUUUGGGGUUGAUACUGAGGAGGAACUUAAUCCAGAAGACACAGGAGAUACUGGCAUGCAGUUAGUGCGUGAUGAGAAGAUAAUGUGGAAGACAGCAGACAGGAAUGGAGACGGAAAGUUGGAUAUAGCUGAAUUUGAGGUAUUUACAAACCCAGAGGAGCACUCAGUAAUGCACCCACAUCUAGUAUCUCAGGCUCUAAGGGAGAAAGACUCAAAUGGCGAUGGAAUGCUUGACUUCCAUGAGUAUAUUGGAGAGAGAGCUCAACACCAAGAUAAAGAAUGGGUGAUAACAGAGCGGGACAAGUAUGACCAUGAGCUGGACUCAAAUGGAGAUGGCUUACUUGAUGAACAUGAAAUACAUCGCUGGAUGAUACCAGAUAACAAUGAAAUAGCUGAGGAGGAAGUGUCACAUUUGUUUGCAUCCUCUGAUGAUGACCACGACGAACUCCUGUCAUUCGAGGAGAUACUUCAGCAUCACUAUGUCUUUGUCGGUAGUGAGGCGACAGACUUUGGAAACGAUAUAGAUCGAUUUGACGAUGAAUUAUAAGGAAAGGAAUUAGAAAAUAACACUUAAGUGCUUAUUUAUGUGUUUUACAAUUAAUAAUAUCUUUAAGGCGCCAAAUAUUACAUGUAUGUAAACUAAAUUAAAAUUCGAUUUUUUGUCACGUUUUUAAGUAAACCUUAAGAGAGCUUUUAAUUGAGAGUUUGAAAUUCUUGUAUGGGAAAUAUGUAAAUUAGUUUUUUAAAACUAUUAACACACAUUUAUCAAUAAGUUAAUAAAACACGGUUAUACUUCAGCAUAACCGUGUUUUAUAUUUCAUAUUUCAAUAUACCAUAUAAUUUGGCUAUAUGUACUGUAAACUUAAUACCGCCGCUUUUAAAAGUUCUGAUACGCACAAGUACUUAGUGGGCUUAAGUUGUAUGAUUUAUCUGUUUACUUAACCAUAAUGUUCAAAGAAACUAGUCAAUGUUACUAAUAACAAGUUAAAAUAAAGUAGUACCCAUAAGGUAUUUCAUACAUAUAUUUCACUUAUAUGUGAAACUCAUGGGUAUGUUGUUGAAUGCAGUUUUAGAUAGCGAAUCAUUUGGUUUUUAGAACUGACUCCAUUUUUCACUUUUUUUAUAUCUGCCAGUCAAUAUGAGUAUGUUUUGCCCUAUGCGGAAAAAGGAGUAAGCCGAAUUAUAUACACUAUGUAACCAAAUUAUAAACCAUAUAUACAGAGCUUGAAUUUGCUAAUAAUUAUUUUCAUUGAUUGAAAUAAUUUGACAACUAUGAUCCUGUUAUAAUUUCAUAUUUUUUAUAUUGUGGGAAUUUUCUUAAUCAGCUCUCCUAAAAUUGUGCCAUUUGAUUUAACAUGUAGUAACUACAAAUUAGUUUAAUUGAAUUAUUAUUUUAAAAUUAUAAAUAGUUAAUAAUAAUUUAACACACUAAUAUUAUACUUAAUGUAUUUGAAAUAAAACACAAAAAUCAUUUA